Xenopus laevis (African clawed frog) is the source of this 5060-nucleotide messenger RNA. RefSeq names its product nephronophthisis 3 (adolescent) L homeolog (gene nphp3.L). Gene Ontology annotation, cellular component: ciliary base; cilium; ciliary inversin compartment. The record is from RefSeq and is a predicted model, not a curated record. The transcript has 28 exons. Bases 423 to 4325 code for a protein of 1300 amino acids. Gene Ontology annotation, biological process: anatomical structure morphogenesis; kidney development; animal gross anatomical part developmental process. Lineage: Eukaryota; Metazoa; Chordata; Amphibia; Anura; Pipidae.
UGCAUGGGCGUCCACAGAGGGGGGCAAGAGGGGUCAGUGCCCCCCCCUGGGACCAGCAGACUGACCAUCUGUUUAUUCGGGCAUUUUGUAAUGUGGGCCGCUCCUGAUCUAUAAUGUUCAUUUCAAACUGUGGGCUCUAGGACCGCUCCUCCGUCCCAGCUCCCACUGUGGCUCCGCCCCUUCCACUCGUCUCCGUUCUCAUGCUGUGCUGUGUGCAGGCCUGCCUGCCUGCCUGCCAUCAGGGGGGAACAAGGAAGAAAGUUUUGGGCCAGGCAGGAUUUAGGCUCAAAGGGGGAUUAGCCAGCCCCCCUUACGAGCGUGGACAUCACUGAUGCCGAAGACGGAAGUACAGGAACUGAUGUGAAUCAAUGUUGAUGAAGCGGUAGCAUUUGUAACCAAGAAAGGGUUUUAGUGAAAUCACCAUGGGGACAGCCUCUUCUCUGGUUAACGCAGGAGAAGUCAUUGAAGAUACGUACGGUGGAGGAGGAGGAGAAGACUGCGUGAUUCCGGUAGAAGUGAAACCCAAAGCACGUUUACUACGCAGUUCUUUUAGGCGUGGGCCUAGAGUUAUUGGAGCCAGCUUUAAGUCCACAGCCUCAGUGGACCUGGAAUAUGCUGCUGAAUAUGAAAGGCUAAAAAAAGAAUAUGAGAUAUUCCGGGUCAGCAAGAACAACGAGGUUGCCUCUAUGCAAAAGAAGGAGAUAAAACUGGAUGAGGAGAACAAGAGGUUAAGAGCCGAGUUACAGGCAUUGCAAAAAACCUACCAAAAAAUUCUGAGAGAGAAAGAAAGUGCAGUUGAAGCAAAAUACCAAGCAAUGGAAAGGGCUGCUACUUUUGAACAUGAUAGAGACAAAGUGAAGAGACAGUUUAAGAUCUUUAGGGAAACAAAAGAAAAAGAGAUCCAGGAUUUGCUACGAGCCAAACGUGACCUGGAAGCCAAGUUACAAAGACUGCAGGCCCAGGGUAUCCAGGUUUUUGAUCCAGGAGAGUCUGAUUCAGAUGAUAAUGGUACAGAAGUAACUGUUCCUAGCACACAGUGUGAAUACUGGACAAGUGGAGCUCUGGGAAGUGACCCUUCUAUGGGUAGCAUGAUGCAGCUUCAGCAAUCUUUCCGUGGCCCUGAGUUUGCACAUAGUUCUAUUGAUGUUGAAGGGCCAUUUGCCAAUGUGAACAGAGAUGACUGGGAUGCAGCUGUUGCCAGCCUUCUUCAAGUUACGCCUCUCUUCUCUCAGUCUCUGUGGAGUAACACUGUGCGAUGCUACUUGAUGAGCACUGCAGAAACUCAAGCUGAAGUCGAAAUCUUCCUGAGGGAUUAUUCUCCAAAGCUUCAGAGAAUGUGUGAGACCUCGGGUUAUUUCUUUCAAAUGGUCUUUUUCCCUGAAGAAUGUGAAAGCCAACACUUUGCUGUACGAAAGUGGGAAAUUGAAAAAAGUUCAAUAGUCAUUUUAUUCAUAUGCUCAUCCUUGCCCAGCUGUCUGCAGGAGGACUGUGAGGAAGCAUUCCUAAAGAACAAUGAAGCAAAACCUCGUUUAAUAUAUCACAGUAUUGAAGAUGGUAGGUCUGACUCGGAUGGCUUGAAACAGCUGCUGGAACAAGACACUAAUAAAGCCAACAAAACAAAGGUUGUUGAUCACUGUGGAGAUCCAGUGGAAGGAGCAUAUAAGCUAUAUUGUCAUCUUGAGCAAGUUAUCAAACAGGAUUUAUUAGGUAUUGAGAUAUCUGAUCCCGAUGCAAAGGAUGAGUCUGCAACUAUGGAAGAUGACGACUAUGGGGAUGUACUGUGGGAUGUUCAUGAUGAGCAGGAACAGAUGGAGGCUUACCAGCAGGCAUCUCAGUCUAUAUGUGAACUUGGCUUUCAAAAAUAUUAUGAUCGCUUGAAUGACUUAGUGGCUGCACCUGCACCUAUUCCCCCACUGCUUAUAUCUGGAGGACCGGGAUCAGGCAAAUCAUUAUUGCUAUCAAAAUGGAUUCAGCUUCAGCAGAAACAUUCUCCAAACACUUUGAUGUUGUAUCAUUUUGUCGGAAGACCAUUGUCAAGCAGCUCAGAACCAUCAUUAAUCAUAAAAAGGCUGACUCUUAAGCUAAUGCAGCACUCCUGGUCCGUAUCAUCAUUAUCUAUGGACCCUGGAAAGUUUCUUGAAGAGUUUCCUCACUGGCUUGAAAAGCUAUCUAUCCGAUACCAAGGGAACAUUAUCAUUAUUAUUGACUCCAUUGAUCACAUACAGCAAUCUGAGAAACAUAUGAAGUGGCUGAUUGAUCCUUUACCAGUGAAUGUUCGGGUCAUUGUUUCUGUGAAUGUUGAAACCUGCCCCCAGGCAUGGAGGCUUUGGCCGACUCUUCAUCUUGAUCCACUGAAUUCAAAAGAUGUUAAAGCCCUUAUUAAUAUGGAGUGUGGUGGAGCAAAUAUCUUACUAACCAAAGAGCAGGAAAGAAAACUAGAGAGACACUGUCGAUCAGCCACAACUUGUAACGCUUUAUAUGUAACACUGAUAACAAAACUACUUACCUGGGCUGGGAGCACUGGCAAAAUUGAGGAUGUUCUACAGCAAUGCUUACAGUGCCAGGAUACAGUUUCUCUAUACAGGCUGGUACUGCGCUCUGUGCAAGAGGUUAUGCCAAGUGCAAAAGAAAAGGAGUUUAUGAGGGAGAUUCUUUGCUUUAUCAGUGUGAGCCAUAAUGGGGUUAGUGAAUGUGAGCUGAUGGAACUCUGCCCAGGUCUCACAUGGGAAGUCUUAACAUCUUUGAUAUAUCAUCUGUAUACACUGGUUCUUUUGAAAUACACCUGUGGGCUGCUCCAGUUUCAACACCUACAGGCAUGGGAUGCUGUGAAUCUGGAAUAUAUGCAAGGGGGUCAGAAUAUUAUUUCUGAGUACAGAGAGAAAAUAAUAAAGCAUUUUACUACACAACUAAGUCAUGACAGGGUGACAUGGAGAAGUGCUGAUGAGCUCACUUGGCUCUUUCAGCAACAAGGAGAAAAGCAGAAACUGCACAAAUGCCUCAUGAACCUCUUUGUCUCUCAGAACCUCUACAAAAGAGGGCAUUUUGCAGAACUUCUCAGCUAUUGGCAACUUGUGGGGAAAGAUAAAAUCUCAAUGGCCUCUGAAUACUUUGAUGCAUUAAAGCAGUAUGAGAAAAACUGUGAAGGAGAGGAGAAGAUGACCAGCCUGGCAGAUCUUUAUGAAACACUGGGACGAUUUCUGAAAGACUUAGGCCUCCUAAGCCAGGCAGUGACUCCUCUUCAGAGGUCAUUAGAGAUCCGAGAGACUGCUUUGGAUCCAGACCACCCUAGCGUAGCCCAGUCUCUGCACCAGCUAGCUGGAGUUUAUAUGCAGUCAAAGAAAUUUGGAAAUGCUGAGCAACUCUACAAACAGGCACUAGAAAUAAGUGAAAAUGCUUAUGGCAGUGAACACUUGAGAGUAGCAAGGGAGCUUGAUGCACUGGCUGUACUGUAUCAGAAACAAAACAAAUUUGAACAAGCAGAGCAGCUACGGAAAAAGUCACUGAAAAUUCGACAAAAGUCUGCAAGAAGGAAAGGCAGUAUGUAUGGUUUUGCUUUGUUACGGCGCCGUGCUCUACAGCUGGAGGAACUUACACUGGGCAAAGACACAUCUGAUAAUGCUCGGACCCUGAAUGAACUUGGGGUGCUUUACUAUUUACAGAAUAAUCUUGAAACAGCUGAAACUUUUCUUAAGCGCUCACUGGAAAUGAGAGAGCGGGUACUUGGUGCAGAUCACCCCGACUGUGCUCAGUCUAUAAAUAACCUAGCUGCAUUAUACAACGAAAAGAAGCAAUAUGACAAGGCCGAAGAGCUGUAUGAAAGGGCUUUAGACAUUCGUAGGAGAGCGCUGUCUCCUGACCACCCUUCCCUGGCAUAUACAGUUAAACACCUAGCUGUUCUUUAUAAAAGAAAAGGUAAGCUUGAUAAAGCUGUGCCUCUUUAUGAGCUGGCUGUGGAUAUUCGCCAGAAGUCUUUUGGACCCAAACAUCCAAGUGUUGCUACUGCUCUGGUGAACCUUGCAGUACUAUACUGUCAAAUGAAAAAACAAGAUGACGCCUUACCACUGUAUGAGAGAGCAAUGAAGAUUUAUGAAGAUAGUUUGGGUCGAAUGCAUCCGAGAGUUGGAGAGACACUAAAGAAUUUAGCUGUGCUAAGAUACGAAGAGGGUGACUAUGAAAAGGCAGCAGAGCUAUAUAAACGAGCAAUGGAAAUCAAAGAGACUGAAACAUCGGUCUUGGGAGCAAAAGCCCCUUCAGGACAUUCUUCAAGUGGGGGAGACACCUACAGUGUCCAGAACACAUUACCAGUCAGUGUAUUCCCUGAGUAGGAGAAGAGAAGCCAACUUUUAUGACCACCAUGACUGCCUUUGAAGAGGAAGAGUGUACAAAUGAUUCAAAGUAGAGCCUGUUUAGAGACCUCAAAUGCAAUUACACAAAUUUAAACACAAAGCUAAUUUAAUGGGCAUUGCCUAAAAUGUUUUUCUGACAUGAAGAGUGCAAUAAAAUGCAGAAACGGCAGGACGAGAAUCAGCCCCUAUGUUGCCAUCUGCAUCAUUUUUUUUGCCUUCAACCAGGACCAUUGCCUCAGCCCUGGUGCAGCUGAUUUUGGUGGCAAAAUCCACUGCGUGUGCCAACACAAUAAUUAGACUGAUUCUCAACCUGUGUUUUUCCAUAGGACGGGAUCAGCCUCCAAUCGAGUGCUAUGCCCAAGCUCCGGGAGAGAGCUCCUUGUAUGGAUAGCCAUGUUGGGGUACAGGUAUGUAUAUAGUGAACAAAUGCCUUAGUUCACUCGACAGGUGCAUGCUUGUGACUUAGAUUGGUCAGCGUGUUCUCACUUAAUGAGUGAGCUGGAGCACUCGCUCACUAUACGCAUGCCUUUGCCCAAUUGUUUUGGAGAUAGGUGCCCAUUAAAGGUAAACUAUCUAAAUGUUGAGACAUAAAAAGCAACAAACAACAGCCUUGACUUUGGAGGAAACAAAAGCACAGUAGUUUAUGACUGGUUUCACUCAGGACUGAUCAAAUGCCUUAGCUGCGUUGCAAGUAUUAAACAUGUUAAAGUGUCA